Molecule: messenger RNA, 1368 nt
Organism: Ilex paraguariensis (yerba mate)
Lineage: Eukaryota; Viridiplantae; Streptophyta; Magnoliopsida; Aquifoliales; Aquifoliaceae
Source: the annotation of a GenBank genome assembly
AUGAGAUCUUAUCAUCGAAUCUUACUAGCAACAAUUAAACCCUCAAACUUUCCUCAUCCCGUCAUCUCUCGUCUAUUCGUUCAGCAGAGACGUUCAACAGAGGAGCUUCAUUCCAGGCGUUCCAACAGCUUCAGCGUCCAGCAGCUUCAUCUCUCUCGUCUUCACCUAGGUCGUUCACAGCUGCUUCGUCUCUCUUACCAAGAGCUCAUUACCGUUAUUUUCCCACCAAAGCUAAACAUGAAGACUCGAUCAAAAGGCCAAAAACCAGCGCUUUUCUGGCCGAGGAUUGUCAUGCGCAAAUGGCUCAAUAUCAACACCAAGGACUCCGAUUACAGUGCCGACCCCGACGAUGAUGACAACGAUGAUUCCGAUGCCGAAGAACAUCGUCACUGGCCUAGAGAAUCGCGAUUCAAGAAUGAUAAAAGCAAUGAAGCUCAGAUUGAUACUAACGAUGCUCUUCCCAGAACAAGAAGACGGAGGUCGGAGACAUUUAGGGCACAGUAUAUCAACUCAAAAGAACUUAGAAUAUGUGUUGGCACGUGGAAUGUUGGAGGUAAACUUCCACCGGAUGACCUAGAUAUUGAAGGUUGGCUAGAUUCCACUGAGCCUGCUGAUAUUUAUGUGAUAGGUUUUCAGGAGAUCAUACCAUUAAAUGCUGGAAAUAUCUUUGGUGCGGAAGAUAGCCGACCAGUUCCAAAGUGGGAAAAUAUCAUUCGCGAAACUCUUAAUAAAAUCCAACCUGCAAAUAAUAAAUUUAAAUGCUACAGUGAUCCUCCUUCUCCAUCAAGGUUCAAGCCAUCUGAGGAUGCCCCAGAUAUAGAAAAUGAAAUAUUACUUGAAACUGAUAGUGAUGGUGAGGAGGAAAUGUAUCCAAUAAAUGAAGAAAGCAAUUGUUUUGAUGAAGUCCAGGAUGGAUCAGCCACAGGAGAAAAUGUUUUUAUGAGUGCUGAAACUCCAGUCUCCAGCAAUGAUGCCAACUUAGGCAUGCCAAUUGAAUCUGAGUUGCAGAGACAGUUUUCUUCUCCCAAGAAGCUGGACAGGUUGAACUGCUUUCGGACUGAGGAUUGUACAGAAAAUGUAGAAACAUCAGUUUCCCAAUUUAGUAAGGUUCUAACAAAGACAUUAAGUGGGACAGAAAGGAUUGGUUUAAGUUGGCCAGAGCCACCGCUGGAUCUGCUGGCUCAGCGUGUUUUGGACAGACCUAAUUCCUUUAAUCCAUCAAAUCAUUCAAAUCUUUCAGGACAUAUAGUUCUUUCAACUCAUUUAAAAAUGGUGAUAAUAGAGUGCCAUUGGAGGCAGCUUUGCUCACAGAACUUGACCUUGAUUCCCUCAUGUAUCGUAAAAGAAGACCUCCAUAUGCAAGGAUAG